Messenger RNA from Diatraea saccharalis (sugarcane borer), 1166 nucleotides. The record is from the annotation of a GenBank genome assembly. Lineage: Eukaryota; Metazoa; Arthropoda; Insecta; Lepidoptera; Crambidae.
AUUCCCAAUAUAAUAUUUCUGUGUUAAAAAUUAUAUUUUAAGUGUUAUCAAUCAACUAUUUGGACGCACUUAUUAUUAAUGCAUCACUAUAAAAAAUCUUGAAAUUAUACUUCCUACUUCAAAUUCUAUACUAAUAUCGUUGUUUUCAUUGAUUUAAAAAAAAUGCUACGGAAAGCUGCCUCAUAUGCGGAUGACAUAAGCUAUAAUUCACGCAGGCAAAAUCGUGUGAUAAAAGCUGGUCUUAUAAAUUAGUGUUAAUUCAUUUAAAAGUAAGAAAGAUUUUACAAAUAAGGGAUAUAUUCAGUUUUUUUUUAAUUUUUAAUGUAUUUUCUUUUGUUUUGCAGAUACAAUGGCUGUGUACAGAAUUAUUUUAGUUGUAUUGAUAAUUGCAACAAUCGUACACUCACAGAGACCUUCCUUCGCUGGCACACGACCAAUUGGAUAUCCCGCACUAGAAACUGCCAAUACAAACCAACUAUCCAACAGAUUCGGUGAAGAUUUACCAGUUCCUAUUGAAACUAAAGGAGAUAGAAGACUUAUUAAUAAGAUAGAAAGUCUACCAACAGAUAACAAGCCUUUUUGGUAUUUAAACAUGAUGCAAUACAAUGCGUUAAGACAGCGACCUCAAACAUGGCCAGUAAGAGCAAAUAAUUUUAUUUCAUAAUAACAAAAGAGCAGAUUCUUUUUUUGAAUUUGUAAUCUUAUUUAAAUAAGACUGAAUAAAAUAAUUUGCGAUAGGACCAAUACAGUUUUCUUUGAUGAUAGAAAUAUGGACUGUACUUAAUGAAUCAUUGUUAUGGUUUUUGAACUAUUUUUGUUUGUCACUAUUGUUUCGAAGUAACAUGUAAAUUUUGUUAUUUGCUUUAAUUAAUAUGAGACUGAAUAUUUGGUAUGAAAGUUUGAUAUAUUCGUGUCCCCAUUGUAACAGUGUAGACCGUUUAUAUUGUUAAAAUUUAUAUUGUAAGAGACUACUUCCGUGAUUAAAAUUAAAAUACCAUCAUUUAAUUAUACGUUUUGCUAUAUGAUAUAAGAUGUAUUUUAUUUACUUUUGAUUAUUUUUCUAUGUAUUUCACUGACUUAUACUUUGAUCUUUAUUUUGCAUGAUUAUUUUGAAUUGUUAUAGUUAACUUAGGGUAACAAAACGAGUGCUGCCAUCUUUUGCAGCU